GAAAGGGCACAAGGAGAUGGCGCAACGUCUCUUGGAAAUCGAUACAGGUCUUGCUCAAAUCAAAGGGAUGAAUGGUGAGACUCCUCUGCACUACAUUAGUAAAUUUGGAAACUGUGAUGAUCUGUUAGAUAAAAUUUUGAAGGCUUGCCCUGAUUGUAUCCGAGAUGUUACAAAUCAAAACCGCACUGCUUUGCAUAUGGCAGUGGAAAACAAAAGAUUGGACGUCCUCCAAGUACUAAUUGGAAUGCUUAGGAAGAAAGACUAUUAUCGAAAACAGUGAACCGGAAGGACGAAGAUGGCAACACCGCACUGCACUUAGCUGCUAGAUAUAAUCAACUCGAGAUGGUGAAGCUGCUAUUAAACUGCAAAGCAGAUAGGCAAGCCAAGAAUCAGGAUGGUUCGACAGCACUGGAGGUUGCAGAACGACAUAAUAGCAGAGAAAGCAUCACUGUUCUACGUGGUUUCUUCAUUCCUUUAGUGUCAAACUUUUCUCAACAUGUUGAUAAACAAAUCAUCAAAUACAUUACAAAAGCAUCAUCGUUAAUUUUUCACGAUAUGGAGAAUAUAUCAGAGCAGGACCGCAAUGCUUUACUAGUAAUUCUAGGACUCCUGCUGACUGCUACCUACCAAACAAGUUUCAGCCCGCCCGGUGGUGUUUGGCAGGCCGACUGUUCUUCUAGCUCUGCUGGCUCAACACUUAUCGAAAAAAGGGAAUCACCAGGGAGUAUAGGAACAGCAGUGAUGGAUAAAUCAUAUUUCCUUCUUUUCUAUAGUCUAACUUACGUCGUCUUCAUCGCAACCUUCUUCCUAACACUAGCCCUGCUUAGACCUUUCCCCCGUGGUAUCAGAACAGCACUUCAAUUACUACUCGCGUUUCUUGCACUCUGCUUCGACCAAUCGAUAUCUAUCAUAGCUCCAACCUUCUCAACAGCUAUAAUUCUAAAUAUAUUUUCAACAAUAAUGUUCGUUUUCAUGGUGUUCAUGUGCAUCUCGUACAAGGUGUCGAAACUUGCCGGAGGAAUAGUUGCAGGUGUAAUUCAAGGAUUCUUGUUAUUCCUUAUCCUAUAUGAUGAAUUCUGGAAAGGAACAUUGUUAGUUGUAGGCUACAGUCUAUUUUUUAGCGUGGGCUAUAGUAGUGGCUAUGGCUGGAAUUACCCUACAGCAUUCAUAGCAUUCUGGCUAUUACUUAACCGAAAUCCAAAAUCUGAACCUGUGACAGAUUUAUUCCAUAACACCAGUCCAGAAUCUGCUCAAUUGGCCUUUGAUCAACAAGACCAGCCACAAGUUGUCUCUAAUUUUCACCCAAUGCACACUCGGAGUAAAAGUGAGAUUCGUAAGCCAAAAUCUUAUCAUAUUGAAAUUUCUCCUCUUCUUCCUCAUAGACGAAAUCCUCUUCUUCAUCCUCUUUGUCCAGAAUUCAAGAGCCACAAACCAUUGGAGAAACACUAA
This is a messenger RNA of Hibiscus syriacus, 1449 nucleotides long. RefSeq lists its product as uncharacterized. The coding region runs from base 343 to 1449 and encodes 368 amino acids. NCBI's taxonomy places the organism in Eukaryota, Viridiplantae, Streptophyta, Magnoliopsida, Malvales, Malvaceae. The record is from RefSeq and is a predicted model, not a curated record. The transcript is spliced from 3 exons.